AUGAGCAGCACAAGCAGCAGCGCGGAAAAGGGUGGCGGGACCUCAGGCGGGGCGACCAGCGGGACCAACGGCGGAAAAACCGCAGGUGGAAAAACCGGCGGAGUGACGAGCGGCAGUGGGGGCGGCACGGCUGAAGCGGACUCCGCAUCCUUGGGAGGGUGCGAUGUGGCCAAAGGAAGAUGGGUGCCGUCACACGAACCACCUCCGUACACCGGCUUCACAUGCACAACGCUGCGGGCGUAUGAGAACUGCCAGAAGAACAAGCGCCCCGACUCAGCUUACCUCAACUGGCAGUGGCAGCCCGACGACUGCGACUUGAGAAGGUUCGACCCAGCUGCAUUUGCAAGCCGCUUCAGGAACAAGGUGCUUGGCAUUUCAGGCGACUCCUUCUCCUCCAACUUUGGUAGCUCCAUCCGCUGCAUCAUCGCCUCCUUCACCACCACCAAGGACUUCACGUCCACGUGGUAUGGGCAGGAUGUGCGUGGGUACAAGGUGCCGGCGUACAACAUCACCUUCCUCUCGCUCUCUGCUGUCUUCCUAGUUGACGCCACGCCCAUGGGUGCUGCCAAGAGCAGUGGCACCUGGAAGAUUCACCUGGACAAGCCCAAGGAGGUUUGGGCGGCCGUGCUUCGCUUCCUGGACGUCUUCAUCUUCACCACUGGCCACUGGUUUGUCAAUGCCCCCCCUAAGCUGCGGCAGUUUUACAUGAAGGGAGUUCUUCAGAAUGACAUGAGUCCAUUUGAGGCCAUGAGAGUUGCCCUUUCCACAGUACGGGACUCCAUCAUCAACUCUGACUACCGUGGUGUGCCUGUCAUGCUCUCAUACUCGCCAUACCAUUACGAGGAAGCCUACGGUGGCGACCCAAAGAAGUGCUGCAAAGGAGCACAGAGGCCGUUCACAGAUGCAGAGGUGGCAAUUGCGGAGAGAGGCACAGAAGCACUGGAUGCAGUGGCCACACAGCUUGGCGUGUUUCAACAAGUGACAAAACCACCUGUGAAGGCAGAUGAAAGAGCCACCUUUAGGAUAAUGGACGUGACACGGCUUAGCCUCAUGCGGCCAGAUGCCCAUUUGCAGAAUUACACUGGUGCAUCUGGUACCGACUGCUCCCACUGGUGCAACCCUGGACUACCAGAUACAUGGUCAGACAUACUCUAUAAUGUACUGAUGCCAGCGUAA
Molecule: messenger RNA, 1176 nt
Organism: Closterium sp. Yama58-4
Lineage: Eukaryota; Viridiplantae; Streptophyta; Zygnematophyceae; Desmidiales; Closteriaceae
Source: the annotation of a GenBank genome assembly